UUCACAGGGGACAAGGAAGAAUCGGAACUGUGUAUCGUCCUUCUUGGCAAGGCCGGCGUGGGAAAAAGUGCCACAGGGAACACCCUCCUCAGACGGGAGAGAUUUCGCUCGGCUUUUUCUGCAAAGCCAAUAACUCAGAAGGUCGAGAAGGAGAGUGGGGAUUUUAAUGGCCAGAGGUUUUCUGUGAUUGACACGCCCGCUGUCUCUAGUUCAGAAUCUUUUGCAAAACACAAGCGAGAGAUCAAAAACCUCUGCAAGUCCAGUCCUUACGUUCUGGUCUUUGUGAUCACCGUGGGCCGUUUCACUCUGGAAGACAAGAAAACUGCUGAAAAUGUUGAGAAGGUGUUUGGGAAGAAGAAGUUCAGGAAGCGCAUGGUUGUCUUGUUCACCCACAAAGAGGAUUUGAAAGGUGAAUCCUUGGAGGACUAUGUGGAGAAGUCCGAAAACAAGGCGCUCCUGAAACUGGUUAAGGAUUGUAGGAAUCGCUGCUUUGCUUUGAAUAACAAGGCAGCUGGAGAAGAGAAGGAGGAGGUCUCCAGGCUGAUGGAAAAUCUCCAGCAGAUGCUUCACGAGGAUGGAUCAGGGCCCUGCACAGAUAAAGGGAAAGAGGGGGAAAGGAAAAAGAAAAAGAAUUGAAGGCUGCUCUUAUAUCAUCUAGUUUAUAAUGUUUCGUUUCUUUCUUUCUAAAAUAUGUGGGGCUUGCUUUGUGCCUAAUCUGGAAGUUGCAAUGAGUGCAGGAUUCCACCAUUGUUGACAGCAGCGGGUGCUUGUCAGCCUAGGACGCCUGGUCUCAGAGACCUGCCCUGGCUCCCGAUUUGCCGCCAGGCCAAGUUCAAGGUUUCGCUCUCAGGAUAUGAACCCCUUAACAGUUUGGGAGCAGUUUAGCCCUGAGAUCGCCUGACCCCACAUGUGGUCUCUGGACGGCUUUGAUUGGCAGAAUGGGCACAGUUCCAGGUGCCACCUAAUAUCUCUUCUGCAUUAAUAAGAAAUCGUUCUUUUGGGGUGGCGGCACCAAGACUCCCUGCCUAUUGACAUCAGGCAGGCAAUUUUGCUAACUUUUUCCCCCCGCCUGUGAAAAACAUUUUUGUUUAGACAAGGCUACUCACAUAUUUAGAAUGCUGAUACGUUUGUAGUUUGCCGCUGGUUUUAAUUUGUGGGUGUUUUCAUUGUUAUUAAUCAUAAUCCUGUUGUUUUAUUAUUUUUCAAAGCGCUUUGAGGUUUUUUUACAAUAAAGAGGUAAAGGAAUUUUAUGAAAAUAAUAGCAUAACUGUCCGCAGUUUCCAAAACCCCACAUGGGAAUGGAUACAUCGAUCCACUUCACUUCUCUCAGUUUCUCAUUUUCCCCGUCUUAAACGGGAAAUGCUUUAUUUUUAUUUUUGAACCAUUAUGAAAGUUUAGCUGUACUUUUGUGUCAAUUUUCCCUAACAAACACCUUUGUAAAUUACAAACAUUCUUUGCAAGACAUUGUUCCUAAUAAAAUGCAUCUUUGUAUGUCAUUUUCACAGUUAUAUGCAUUCUUGCGAACUCCGGCUGCAGAACUGCGUCACAAACAAAGCGAGGAUUUCAGAGAUUGGCUGUGUUUCAUUUUGCUUUGGAAAGUGGAAAUUUAUUAUUUCCACCUUUCAAUGGAAGCUGGGUCAAACAGCCACUGACCUUUUGGGACCGGGGGUACAUUUUGAAUUAGGAGAGAGCAUGGUGGGAGGCGGUAGUCAUAAAAUUGCUGGCAGGGGUGUGGGGCAGAGCACAAUGGGGCUGCCAUGGGGAGGGCAAGUCAGAACACAAAGUUGGAGAGUGUCCUGUCAUUGCUGCUUCAGUCUCUCUCCCCACCGCCCCCCAAUCUUAUGCUUGCCCUGGGAAGCCUGUAGAGGAAAACAAUAGAAUGGGGAAAACCAGAGAUCUGUUCAAGAAAAUUGGAGAUAUGAAAGGAACAUUUCGUACAAAGAUUACCAUAAUCAAGGACAAAAGUGGUAAGGACCUAACAGAAGCAGAAGACAUCAAGAAGAGGUGGCAAGAAUACACAGAGGAAUUAUACCAGAAAGACAUGGAGGUUUGGUACACCCCAGGUAGUGUGGUUGCUGACCUUGAGCCAGACAUCUUGGAGAGUGAAGUCAAAUGGGCCUUAGAAAGCACUGCUAAUAACAAGGCCAGUGGAAGUGAUGAUAUUCCAGCUGAACUAUUUAAAAUUUUAAAAGAUGAUGCUGUUAAGGUGCUACACCCAAUAUGCCAGCAAGUUUGGAAAACUCAGCAAUGGCCAGAGGAUUGGAGAAGAUCAGUCUACAUCCCAAUUCCAAAGAAGGGUAGUGCCAAAGAAUGCUCCAACUACCGCACAAUUGCGCUCAUUUCACACGCUAGCAAGGUUAUGCUUAAAAUUCUACAAGGCAGGCUUAGGCAGUAUGUGGACCGAGAACUCCCAGAAGUGCAAGCUGGAUUUUGAAAGGGCAGAGGAACCAGAGACCAAAUAGCAAACAUGCGCUGGAUUAUGGAGAAAGCUAGAGAGUUCCAGAAAAACGUCUACUUCUGCUUCAUUGACUAUGCAAAAGCCUUUGAC
Molecule: messenger RNA, 2548 nt
Organism: Zootoca vivipara (common lizard)
Lineage: Eukaryota; Metazoa; Chordata; Lepidosauria; Squamata; Lacertidae
Source: RefSeq, a predicted model, not a curated record